AUGUCUCUCUGGAGUUCCUACAAGACUCUGUCGCCCAAAACGCGCGCCAUGAUAGGCGCGGCUCUUAUGCUGAACGCCUCGGCCAUGCUCCUCUUCUCCGACCAGGUUGAAGCUGCGCUCGGCGUGACGCCCACUCCGGAAGAACAGCAGAAUGUGUUCAAGUUGUACAGCGUCGAAAAGGAGAAGAAGGGAUGA
Molecule: messenger RNA, 195 nt
Organism: Cladophialophora yegresii CBS 114405
Lineage: Eukaryota; Fungi; Ascomycota; Eurotiomycetes; Chaetothyriales; Herpotrichiellaceae
Exons: 2
Coding region: 1-195 (64 amino acids)
Source: RefSeq, a predicted model, not a curated record